Messenger RNA from Funneliformis geosporum, 306 nucleotides. NCBI's taxonomy places the organism in Eukaryota, Fungi, Glomeromycota, Glomeromycetes, Glomerales, Glomeraceae. The record is from the annotation of a GenBank genome assembly.
GAAAUAAACCUCAAAUUUGUGUUAAACUUCAAUUAGCUGUAUUUUUUUGUCGACUUGGUUCUACUGGAAGUUUGUUUGAAGUUUGUUCAAAAUUUGGAAUAGGAGAAGGAACAUGUAAAAAAGUUCAUAAAGGGUUUGAAGAUUUAGGAGGGUUAAAAAAUAUAAUUGGAGCAGUUGAUAGAACACAUAUUCUUAUGAAAAAUGCUCCAAACAAAGAUUCAGAAGUUUAUUUUACUCGAAAAAAACAUUAUGCUAUUCAUUGUCAAGAUUAUUCUAAUCUUAUUCAAGGAAAUGAUUAUCUUUUAG